UGCGCAUGCGCAGUGCAGUGACCGCGCAGUUCCUCUGACUCCAGACGUUUGAAAGCUGCUGGCACCGUGAGCUCGUCUGUUCUGCGGCGCCUCCUCCAUCACAUCCCGGCUCAAACUCCCUGUCACGUCACGAGCAUGGAGCUGAAUGAUGCAAACCUACAAACCCUCACCGAGUUCCUCAGGAAAACACUGGACCCAGACCCAACAGUCAGGCGUCCAGCUGAAAAGUUUCUUGAGUCUGUGGAGGGGAACCAGAACUACCCCUUAUUUCUUCUCACACUGUUGGAGAAGUCCCUGGACAACGUGAUCCGCGUUUGUGCAGCUGUUACAUUCAAGAACUACAUCAAAAGAAACUGGCGAAUUGUUGAAGAUGAACCAAACAAAAUCUCGGAUCCAGACCGAACAGCGAUCAAAGCAAACAUUGUAAACUUGAUGCUCAGCAGCCCGGAACAGAUUCAAAAACAGUUGAGUGAUGCCAUCAGUAUCAUAGGCAGGGAAGAUUUCCCUCAAAAAUGGCCUGACCUUCUAACUGAGAUGGUGAACCGCUUCAGAAGUGGAGACUUUCACAUCAUUAAUGGAGUGCUUCGCACGGCACAUUCACUCUUCAAGAGGUACCGCCAUGAGUUCAAAUCAAAUGAGCUGUGGACAGAGAUAAAACUAGUGCUGGACACAUUUGCUCUACCUCUGACAGAACUGUUCAAGGCUACAAUUGAGCUGUGUCAGACUCGCGCCACAGACGUCAAUGCCUUGAAGAUCCUUUUCUCCUCCCUCACACUCAUCUCCAAACUUUUUUACAGUCUAAACUUCCAGGACCUUCCAGAGUUUUUUGAAGACAACAUGGAAACCUGGAUGACCAAUUUCCACGGCUUACUGACUUUGGAUAAUAAACUUUUACAAACUGAUGAUGAGGAGGAAGCAGGUCUCCUGGAGCUUCUGAAGUCUCAGAUCUGCGACAACGCUGCUCUUUACGCUCAGAAGUACGAUGAAGAGUUCCAGCCUUAUCUUCCCCGCUUUGUCACUGCCAUCUGGAACCUUUUAGUGUCUACCGGCCAGGAAGUCAAGUAUGACCUGCUUGUGAGCAAUGCUAUCCAGUUCUUGGCUUCAGUCUGUGAAAGGCCACACUACAAACAUCUAUUUGAGGACCAGAAUACACUCACUAGCAUUUGCGAAAAGGUCAUCGUGCCCAACAUGGAGUUCAGGAGUGCAGAUGAAGAGGCCUUUGAAGACAACUCUGAGGAAUAUAUCCGAAGGGACCUGGAAGGAUCCGACAUCGACACUCGUCGGAGGGCGGCAUGUGACUUGGUGAGAGGCCUUUGUAAGUUUUUCGAGGGCCCAGUCACAGCUAUCUUCUCUGGCUAUGUGAACUCUAUGCUAACAGAGUAUGCAAAGAACCCUGGAGAGAACUGGAAACACAAAGAUGCUGCCAUCUAUUUGGUCACAUCGCUGGCAUCUAAAGCCCAGACACAGAAGCAUGGAAUAACACAAGCCAACGAGUUGGUGAAUCUGACUGAGUUCUUCGUGAAUCACAUCCUCACAGACUUAAAAUCUUCCAAUGUUAAUGAGUUCCCAGUGCUGAAGGCGGAUGCCAUUAAGUACGUCAUGAUCUUCAGAAGCCAGCUUCCGAAGGACCAGCUGCUGCAUGCCGUUCCCCUGCUGAUAACUCACCUGCAGGCAGAGAGCACAGUGGAGCACACAUAUGCUGCUCAUGCUUUGGAGAGACUGUUCACAAUGAGAGGCCCCAACAACACCACACAUAUCACUCCAGCAGAGAUGGCACCUUUUACUGAACAAUUGCUCAACAACUUGUUCAAGGCACUGUCUCUUCCUGGUUCUGCAGAAAAUGAAUACAUCAUGAAAGCCAUCAUGCGCAGCUUCUCCCUGCUGCAGGAGGCCAUUGUUCCUUACAUUCCCACUCUGAUUGGUCAGCUUACUCAUAAGCUCCUAUCAGUCAGCAAGAAUCCCAGCAAGCCUCACUUUAACCACUACCUGUUUGAGUCCCUGUGCCUGUCUGUCCGCAUCACCUGCAAAGCCAACCCCACUACUGUCGGCAGCUUUGAGGAGGCUCUCUUCCCGGUCUUCACUGAAAUCCUUCAGAAUGAUGUCCAGGAGUUUCUUCCAUACGUGUUCCAGGUGAUGUCUCUCCUCUUAGAGAUGCACUCAAACUCUAUCCCCUCCUCCUACAUGGCUUUAUUCCCUCACCUGUUGCAGCCUGUGCUUUGGGAGCGCACAGGAAACAUCCCCCCUCUGGUGCGCCUGCUUCAGGCUUAUCUGGAGAAAGGAGGUGCCAGUAUUGCUAGCUCGGCUGCAGAUAAAAUACCUGGUUUGCUUGGAGUUUUCCAAAAGCUUAUUGCCUCUAAGGCCAAUGACCAUCAAGGUUUUUACCUCCUCAACAGCAUCAUAGAGCACAUGUCCCCAGAAUCAAUCAUUCAGUACAGGAAGCAGAUCUUCAUUUUGCUCUUCCAGAGGCUACAAAGCUCCAAAACCACCAAGUUCAUCAAGAGUUUCUUGGUGUUCAUCAACUUGUAUUGUGUCAAAUACGGAGCAAUUGCACUUCAGGAGAUUUUUGACAGCAUCCAGCCAAAAAUGUUUGGUAUGGUGCUGGAGAAAAUCAUUAUUCCAGAGGUACAGAAGGUUUCUGGAUCAGUUGAGAAGAAGAUCUGUGCUGUUGGCAUCACCAAAAUCCUUACAGAGUGUCCUGCAAUGAUGGACACAGAGUACACUAAAAUCUGGACGCCUCUGCUCCAAGCCCUCAUUGGUCUGUUUGAGUUACCAGAAGACGACAGCAUCCCAGAUGAUGAGCACUUCAUCGACAUCGAGGACACACCAGGGUACCAGACAGCAUUCUCACAGCUCGCCUUUGCUGGGAAGAAGGAGCACGACCCGAUUGGAGAUGCUGUAGGAAAUCCCAAGAUCCUGCUGGCACAGUCGCUCCACAAGCUUUCUACUGCCUGUCCAGGAAGGGUUCCUUCAAUGCUGAGCACCAGUCUGAAUGCAGAAGCCCUCCAGUACCUGCAGGGCUAUUUACAGGCAGCCACUGUGCAGUUGCUUUGAAACAGAUGUGAUGAGGAGACCACAAUACGCUGCAGUAGUAGCCACAGUGGCCUCUGCUCACACAACAGACCUGCUUCAGCUGAACUUUAAGUCUUUUACAGAUUUUGGUUUUGACUUGACAGUUAAACGAUGGAUUUGUCAGAAGAAUAAUCAUUUUGCCUGAAAUCAGGGUUGUUCUCAGAUUGAAGCUUUUUUUUAAGGGUUUUUAAAAAGAAGUGAACAAAUGUUGAAAUCACUGAAAUACAGUUUAGGUCCUUGGUGUUGCUGUGUAGCAAAAGCUUAACAAGAAUAUCAAGUUCUGAUACAGUUGUCAGUUUAUUUCAACAACAGCAGCAGCAGCAGCAGCAUUGGAGGUAAAUGUCAUCACUAUUGUGGAAUGACAAACAUCAGAUAAUUCUAAUUGGAGAGAUUUCAGUUUUGUAUGUUUGAUUUCCUUUUUAUGGUUCUGGAGAAUCCAGUCUGGCUCAAACACAAUGCUCAAUAUUUUUCUGUUGCAUGUUUCCUGUAGAUUUGUUCGUCCAGUCUUUGUUUCUGCACUGUUUGUUAUUAAUGUGAAUAAAAAGAGGCACUUGUAUAAAUUGU
Paralichthys olivaceus (Japanese flounder) is the source of this 3633-nucleotide messenger RNA. It is a transcript of the gene cse1l, whose product is annotated as CSE1 chromosome segregation 1-like (yeast). Gene Ontology annotation, biological process: protein export from nucleus; protein import into nucleus. The record is from RefSeq and is a predicted model, not a curated record. Gene Ontology annotation, cellular component: nuclear envelope; cytosol. Gene Ontology annotation, molecular function: nuclear export signal receptor activity; small GTPase binding. Lineage: Eukaryota; Metazoa; Chordata; Actinopteri; Pleuronectiformes; Paralichthyidae.